GAUAAUAAACGUGACUUGACAUUUCACAUAUCUAAAUAAUAUUUGAGUGUAUGAUUAAGAUGCAAAAGUGAAAAGUAUGAUGUCAUUCGAUCCUCCAUCUAAUGUUAAAAGGAAAUUGCUAUCAUUCGUCGUCCCAAUUAAUUUUAAUAUGUAUGCCUGACGAAAAUGUGAUAUUGAACCGAGAGACAGAGAUAGCAAAAGCAUAAUGGAGCCCAGGGAUUUAUCAUCGAGCGCUAGAUUGUUUCCAAAUGCUCAAAUUAAAAUCAGCACGUCACCUACAACCUCGCCAACAUCGAAUUCAUCAUCUCCCACACCAACAACGGGAUCACCACCGGGAAAUCAAGGAUUAUCAUCAGCCACUGGCUGUAUUCAUACGAAACCAAUCACAGGGAUUCCGUGCGUCGCUGCAGCGAGUCGAUACACAGCGCCAGUUCAUAUUGACGUGGGUGGAACAAUCUACACGUCAUCUCUGGAAACGUUAACCAAAUAUCCUGAGUCACGUCUGGCUAAACUUUUCAACGGAAGUAUUCCCAUCGUUCUCGAUUCACUCAAACAACAUUACUUCAUCGACCGAGAUGGAAACAUGUUUCGUCACAUUUUAAAUUUUAUGCGAAAUUCAAAGCUUUUAAUAGCGGAGGAUUUCUGUGAUCUCGAGUUGCUUUUGGAAGAAGCCAAAUAUUUUGAAAUUGUCCCUAUGAUCCGACAAAUUGAACAAAUGAAACGAGAUCGAAUGCGAAAUGGAAUCAAAACAUCUACAUCACGUUCACCAUCGCCAAAUAGAACAAAGCAGUUAGCCAUCAAAAAGACAAAUAGCGAUAACUUUGAAGUGGUCGCUUUACAGAUUUCACCUGACUUGGGUGAACGAAUUUUGAUGUCAUCGGAACGAAGCGUUCUUGAUGAAAUCUUCCCAGAAACAAAUCAAGCAAUUCUCGACGCGCGAUCUGGUGUUGCGUGGAAUCAAUUUGAGGGACGACAAGUCAUCAGAUUUCCACUUAAUGGCUAUUGCAAGUUAAAUUCCAUCCAAGUCAUUACCCGACUCUUGAACAGCGGCUUUUCUCUGGAAGCAUCAACAGGAUACUCAAGUGGUGUUGAGAAUCAGCAAUUCUCAGAGUAUCUUCUGGUUCGGAAAAUUAAUAUUUAGUUUUAAAUUUCUUGAAGAAAAAAAAACGGAAAGAAAGCAUAAACAAUCCACCCAAGUCAAUAAUCAUUAUCGUCGUAAUAUUAAGAUUUCUUUUUAAGUAUGUAAGUAGAUGAAUCAUGAUGAUAAGUGUAGAUUUAAUGCAAUCAUCAAACUUUACUUCUCAAGUUACAAUGCUAUUUAAAUAUGCAAUUAGAUCAACAAAAAUACUUUAAUUCUUUCUCUUUAUAUUGAAUAAUAAUAAACAUUUCACGCAAGUCUUCUUUUCAUUAAUAUUCUUAAACUACAAAGUAGAUGAGAAUUUAUCAACUCUGUUUUGUUUUUUGUUUUCACGAGUUCUUAUUCUUUAGACUCUAAAAGUCCAAAGUCAAUGAAAGUUUUUCGUUUGCAUGAAAAUGAUUUAAUGAAAAAUCAAUAUUAAUAAAGGAAAAUUACAGCAAUUUCGACAAGAAUAUGAACAAUUUGAUUUAAUUACUCCAAAUAUAUCUUCCACGAUCGUCGUGUUUGUAAGCACCUGAGUUGUCGUGAACGUAAUAUCCGUCAGAUUUACUUCCACUAGGAAUUUUUCCACUUGAAAAUGUUGGACGAGCAGUAGUUGGACGAGCAGUAGGUGGUCGUGUUGUGGGUGGUCGUGAUGUAGGGCGGGUAACUCGAGAUGGAGCUGGGGUGGGUUGAUAGACGGGAUUUUGGGGUUGCUGACGAUAUUGAUUCUUUGCAGAUUGUCCAGGAAGAUUUGGUGGUACAAGCUCGUUUAUUGGUGAUGGGAAUGAGAGGGAAGGGAAGAAACUGUUUGGACCACCACUUCCACCAUUCACAAUGCGUCUUCCAGUACUGUCAGUGUAAAUACUUUUCGAAAUAACUUUACCAUUUGGGUUAACAACACUUGAAGAUGAAAAUGAUUGUCCAAAAAAUUGAGGGUUUGCAUUCACAAAAUAACAAACGCUCAACAAUACCUUGAUUUU
Messenger RNA from Clunio marinus, 2100 nucleotides. NCBI's taxonomy places the organism in Eukaryota, Metazoa, Arthropoda, Insecta, Diptera, Chironomidae. The record is from the annotation of a GenBank genome assembly.